Suillus subalutaceus is the source of this 504-nucleotide messenger RNA. RefSeq lists its product as uncharacterized. The transcript has 6 exons. NCBI's taxonomy places the organism in Eukaryota, Fungi, Basidiomycota, Agaricomycetes, Boletales, Suillaceae. The record is from RefSeq and is a predicted model, not a curated record. The coding region runs from base 1 to 504 and encodes 167 amino acids.
AUGCAUUUCAUCCUCAUCCUCAUCGUCGUUGCUGCUUUAACAUCAUCAACCUCUGCCAUCCCCACUCACGCAUGUCCCAGUACUUGCUUCAGUGAUGCAGAGUGCCAGGUCUGCGAUAUGGCAUGCUACCCCGAAUUGGCCUUCUGCGGAGGCAGCAUUGGUGGAGUUGGCGUAAUUUUCGUUCGAUUGGGAAAUGUUAGAUAUGACGUGCCUAAUUCAUUGCGAGCUUCGGCAGGAUGGGUCCCGGCAGGCAAAAUACGCGAUAAACGCAGAAUCAUAGACGGGUCUGUAGAUUAUGUUCGUAUAUUUGACGAAAGUAUAUACAUCUCCUUGGAAGGAGAGGGGAACUCAGACUGUGUAUCUGGAAAGGCGCUCCGAGCAAAUUACCAUAGCCACCAUGAACACUUCUAUUCAUGCAGCGAGGUUGUUGCGGUUGUGGUUGUACUUGUGAUUGCCCAGGAACAUUGGCCGGCACCUGAGAUAGAAAUGACAUCAAACAGUUAA